This is a messenger RNA of Cantharellus anzutake, 1707 nucleotides long. RefSeq lists its product as uncharacterized. Bases 206 to 1666 code for a protein of 486 amino acids. The transcript has 3 exons. The record is from RefSeq and is a predicted model, not a curated record. Lineage: Eukaryota; Fungi; Basidiomycota; Agaricomycetes; Cantharellales; Hydnaceae.
UGUUGUUCCGGUUUUGAUCAUCAGAGCGCCUUUCUGCGUUUGCUUCAUACGACAAUCUGCGUGUUACAUCCUGCUGACAACACUCCUCUCUUUUUUCCCUUGCUCACUGCUGGUCUCUGCAUUGACCGACCCGUUCCUUUCUUAAUACACUCUUUUGUUAAUCCAUUUAGAACGACAGACAUCAUUUCUCUUGUGAUAAUUCUCCAUGGCCGACAACGCUCUCCCGAAGACACGCCCUCUCGCUGGCCGACCGCCAUUUGCUACUGGCGAUGAUGAGCAUAUUUGGGACCUCCCUGCCCCUCGGAGACCCCCUCAGCCUCAAGAGCCUCCAAACACUCACCGAGACUCGACAUACGACGCAUAUGACCGGUACCUCAACCCUGGGGAUGGUGAUGAGAGCAAGCGUGACUCUGGCGCCGCCUUUGGAGUGGGCAUGGGCUUGAUGGGUGAUAUCUCCGACGACUCGGACUCUGAAGACGACGAUUUUCGAAAGCUAUCAGCCACUAAUGGAAAGAAUCGAGCGCUUUAUGAAGCGGCAACAAAGACUCAAUCCCAACCAUUGGCGCUGACACAAGUCGGAAAUGUACAGCUUGCUGAUCCCACUGGGAAGACACGCAAGGCCCCCGGUCCUGGGAAUCCACCACCUGUUCAGACGCUUCCUUCAGAGCCACACCGAAAGCUUCAGCCUGCAGGGGAGAAUUCAACACCCUCCCCAUCAACACCUGCUCCUCCAUAUACUUUACGAGGGAUGCCCAGGAAACCCGAGCCAGGUCCUGGAAUACGUAUCGACGUACCCCCUGUAUCUGUCACUCUCGACCAGUCCUAUUCACCCCCUCCCCCUCCUCCGGCCCGCCCUAUCGAUCCUAACCGAGCUCGAUCCCCGAUGCCUGCGCCGAUUCCACAACCUGCGCGUCCUGUUCCUGCGUUCAUGAUCCCUUCGAGCCCAGCACCCUCCAUCGGCUCAGGUGGAUCAUACUCACCUACGCCUGGUCGUGUGGCCUUGCCGAUGUCUCCUGUGACUCCUCAUCCGUUACCACCUUCGACGCCAAUAACGCCCCUCUUCGCCGCUCCUCCUUCAGCCCUGAGCACUCCCAUCAGCGUGAAGUUUCAAGAAAAGGACUCGUUGCCAAUAAUGAGGGGGAAUUCUGAAGACGCGCUACUAGAACGGUCCCCCAACACCGGGGGCAAAGGAAAGACAGGAGACGACUUCUGGAGAAGAUUCAGUAUGGUUGCGCAUGAGGCUGAGGUCAACGCCAACCGAAAAGAGCCUUCAAGCACAUGGUUAGCGAGGACGCAAGCGAAAACUCGCACUAUGUCUCGCUGGGUUUGGGUUAUUGGUAUCAUAGUCUUUUGCGCAGCCGCUGCAGGAAUUGGCUUUGGUGUGUACUUCGGGCACAAACGGCCUGCCCACACAGACCCCGUCGCCUUCGGCGGUAAAGAGGAUAACAGUAUGGUGCCUACUCUUACGUCUAUUUCAACGAAGAGGAAAGGUCCGAGUCACACAAGCACAACUGCUGGGCGUGGCGGGACCCCGGUUCCGAGAUCAAUUGUCAAUGAACCAUUCGCAGUGACCACCGGUUUGUCGCAGAUGGCGCCGGCUGCUGUGUCCGUCAGGAGGCGUCAUCAUCAUCAUCCCAACCACCGGCUCCACCAAGGCCCUCGAUAGAACACGCUAUUUUGUUCUAUUAUAACGUCCUAGAAUCCGUU